CGAAGGGCGGGGUUAAUGCAGAAGUGGGCUGGAGGUGUUCAACGGGAUUUACAACUAACUUUCUCUCUAUAAAACCAGUUUUUCAUCAGUCGCCUUUAUUGUAGAGGACAGAAGAAUAACGGAUCAAACAUGAGAGGAGCCGUUUUAAUCUUAACUGUUUGUUCGUUCGCGUUUUUCACUUCGCUUUACUGUAACCAGCAGGAAUCGAUCCCCGAGGGAGACCUUCUAGUGCUGACUGUAGCCACAGAGGAGUCUGAUGGAUUCAGACGCUUCAUGAGAUCUUCACGACACUUUAAUUACACUGUUAAGGUACUUGGGAAAGGUGAAGAAUGGAAAGGUGGAGAUUACAUGUCUCCUCCAGGUGGAGGGCAGAAAGUGCGUCUGCUGAAGCUUGCUUUAGAGGAGAUAACAGAGGACAACAAAAUCAUACUGUUUGUGGAUAGCUAUGAUGUAAUCUUUUCUUCGGGUCCAAAAGAACUACUGAAGAAGUUUCAGCAGACCAGACACAAAGUCGUCUUCUCUUCUGAAACUCUUGUCUGGCCAGACCGCCACCUGGAAGACAAACAUCCUCACGUCAGGGAAGGGAAAAGGUUUCUCGGAGCAGGAGGAUUUAUUGGCUAUGCACCCAAUCUUAAAGAGAUGCUCUCUGACUGGUCAGGAGAAGAUAAUGACAGUGACCAACUCUUUUACACCAAGAUAUACAUCAACCCAGACAAAAGAAAAUCUAUAAAUAUAACUUUGGACAGCAAGUGUAGAUUGUUCCAAAAUCUUCACGGAGCCCUUGAUGAGGUUGUGCUGAAGUUUGAAGAUGGACGUGUACGAGCCAGAAACGUGCUUUAUGACACACUUCCUGUUGUAAUUCACGGCAACGGACCCACCAAACUCCAGAUAAACUAUCUAGGCAACUAUAUUCCAAAUGUGUGGACUUUUGAAACUGGUUGUACAAUCUGUAACGAGGACCUGCGGCCUCUUUCUGGACUCCAGGAAAGUGAAUAUCCUGUGGUGGUCAUCGGGGUCUUCAUUCAACAACCAACCCCGUUCCUCACCGUGUUCUUCGAGCGCUUGCUCAAUCUCAAAUACCCCAAAAAUCGGCUCAAAUUAUUCAUUUAUAACCAGGAACCGCACCAUGAUGAACAAGUCCGAAAAUUUCUUGAGGGUCAUGAAUCGGAGUACCAGGGAGUGAAGCUAAUUGGACCAGUGGAGGAUAUUGAUCCUGUGACCUCACGUAAUAUAGCAUUUGAUGUGUGUCGCGAUGACAUUGACUGUGAAUACUUCUUCAGCAUAGAUGCGGAUGUGGUUUUAAAAAAUGAAGACGCACUUAAAAUCCUAAUUGAGCUCAAUAAGCCUUUCAUUGCUCCAAUGAUGACCAAACCUGGGCGACUGUGGACAAACUUUUGGGGUGCGCUCAGUGCAGAUGGAUACUACGCCAGGUCUGAGGAUUAUGUGGACAUAGUUCAAGGACGCAGAGUGGGCUUGUGGAAUGUGCCAUAUGUCUCUCAUAUUUUCCUGGUGAAAGCAGAUGUAUUAAGGACCGACCUUAAGGAUAUUAACCCGUUUGAAUCUGCAUCACUUGACUCAGAUAUGGCCUUCUGCGCCAACCUCCGAAAUAAGGGUGUCUUCAUGUUUGUAACAAAUAUGCAAACUUUCGGCCGAGUGUUAUCUACUGAAAAUUACGAAACAAAGCAUUUACACAACGAUCUCUGGCAGAUCUUUGAAAAUCCUUUGGACUGGGAGGAAAGAUACAUCCAUAAGAAUUACUCAAAGGUUUUAAGUGACAAUCUUAUAGAAACACCAUGCCCUGAUGUUUUCUGGUUCCCUGUCUUCACUGACGUGGCUUGCAAUCAUUUUGUUGAAGAGAUGGAGCAUUUUGGCCAGUGGUCAGGAGGUGCAAAUACAGAUCCUAGGAUCCAAGGUGGAUAUGAAAAUGUCCCCACAAUUGAUAUUCACAUGAAUCAAGUGGAGUAUGACAAACAUUGGCGAAAGUUCUUGUUGGAAUAUGUAGCACCAGUUACAGAGAAAAUGUUUCCUGGGUACCAAACAACGGCACAAUUCGAUCUGGCAUUUGUGGUUAGAUAUAAACCUGAUGAGCAGCCCUCUUUAAGACCUCAUCACGACGCCUCCACUUUUACUAUCAAUAUAGCACUCAAUCAAGUGGGGAUUGACUAUCAGGGUGGCGGCUGCCGGUUUUUGAGGUACAACUGCUCGAUUACAGCUCCAAGGAAAGGGUGGGCACUCAUGCACCCAGGACGCCUCACUCAUUACCACGAGGGUCUGCCCACAGUAGAAGGGGUUAGAUACAUUGCCGUCUCAUUUGUGGACCCUUAGUUCUUAUUUUAUCCGAAAGCUGAAUUUACUUUUAAUACAGAUGAAAGUAUAGCUCUAAAAGAAGGGCUAGAUAAGAGUUUGUGCUUGAACAUGCCGAGACUGUGCCUUCAAUUGUAAAGAUGUCAGUGUACAUAUUUUAACAUUUUGUUACAAAAAAGCACCCUUUGAUGUUGACAAUUAUGGAAAAAUGACAGAUCGUUUUACUGCCUUUUUACAGCUUUAAUUUAUUUUCAUUUGUGUCAUGUGGAUUUCUGUAAUGCAGAAUCUGUACUGUCUUCAGCUUUGACAUUCAUUCAGUGUUUUUUAGAAAUGCAUCUUUAGCGUUUGGUUCUGUUUUUUUAUCACAGCUUACAUAUUUAUUUUCUUGCCUUGUUUAUGAAUCUGUCGUCUUGUCAUGCAUUUGGGAAAAAACCACAAUAAAAA
Molecule: messenger RNA, 2748 nt
Organism: Misgurnus anguillicaudatus (oriental weatherfish)
Lineage: Eukaryota; Metazoa; Chordata; Actinopteri; Cypriniformes; Cobitidae
Source: RefSeq, a predicted model, not a curated record